This is a messenger RNA of Microthlaspi erraticum, 720 nucleotides long. NCBI's taxonomy places the organism in Eukaryota, Viridiplantae, Streptophyta, Magnoliopsida, Brassicales, Brassicaceae. The record is from the annotation of a GenBank genome assembly.
AUGUAUAAGAUGUGUCACGAACCAAUCAACAUCUCUCCGGCAGAGUCCGGGAUUACAUUCCCUGAAUUAGACCACCUCCCCUUGACGAGACGGCGGAGUUUGUUGCAAUCCAGUGAAAGUGUCUCUCAACGUAUCACUGCUUCUGUCCCUGCAUCGAAUGUUGAUAGUGUCGUCAAAAGGGAAGAAGAUUGCAUCAGUGAGACGUGUGUAGUGUCAAAUUCUGGUACUUCGGAAUGUACAAGAAUUAGUUGCAGUCAAGGUCUAGAUGAUUCUGUAAUCCUAAGACCACAGAACAACACUGUAGCAUGUUGUAGUAAUGCCGAAGAGAGUUCCAACAGAGUUGAACAAAUCAAAGAAACCGCAGGAAAUGAUUCUCUGGAACACCUCACACUGAAAGAGCGGCGCAAAAUGCUUCUAGAAAGGAUGGCUUUAAGGUCUCCAGAAACCAACUUAGAGGAUAAUACUAAAGACUGCGGUGAAACCGAACUUUAUGAUAUAAAAGCAGAGAUUUCAUGCGAAAAUGAGAUAGCUUCAUCUUCUGGGAUCCGAUUCAGUGGCUUUCUAAAGAACAUCGAUUCUUAUCUCUUUAAGAAAGUUAGUAUAGGUUCAGAAUGUGGAAGUCAGCUUAAUGGAAUUCAAGAGAGUGAUAUUCCGCGUGACAGUAGAGAUUAUGAACACUCUGGUUAUGCAGAUGCAGCAGAGAAGCCGAGAAAUAGUUGA